AUGAGAUAUCUGGAUACUCUCUGGGAGGAUCUUGAAGCAGAGCUUGAAUCGCAUCGAAAAGCACUGGAGAAAAUUUCCGUCACUGUUGAUAGUUACAACUUAUCUUCAAAGUUCAAUGAAGUUGACGCUAAAAUCUCCGCGAAGCUUGACCGGUCAGAAUCCGUCAAGAAGCGCAUCGAAAUCGACGUCGAUCACUGGCGAAACAUCUCCGGCAGCCUUGAAGAGUACGCAGCUUGGAUUGUAUCCAAACAGCCUUCUUCCGAAAUCGGCGAUUUGUCCUCCUCUCCAUCUGUUGAAGAUGCUCUCAACAAAAAGGCGAAUGAUUGUGGAAUGCUUCUAGUGGAAAUGGAAGCGAAGCAAUCUGUCAUCGAGACAGCUUUGGAGAGCUCGGCGGACGCGCUCAAGAGUUUUGAAAAACUCGGAGUUGAAGAAUCCACGCUUGAGAGCUCUACCCAAGCAGUCCUUGGAAAUCUGAGGGACAGACAGUCUGAAACAAAGAACGCCUGGACAGAUUUGCAGACAAGUGUCAACGCACGAAAAGAGCUCAUUCUACGAAAAAUCGAGUCGUUGAAAUCUUUCAAAGAAAAGAUUCAAAUCAUCAAUGAAAUCUGUGAUCGGCACAGCGAAAAGAUCCCAACCGACGAUGUGAAGGCCGGAGAGGUCUUUAUUUCUGAAAUGAAAAAGCAACUCAAUGGAGAACUCGCUGGAUAUUCCGAGCUUCAACGAGACGCCGACACAGUUCUCGAACGAUGGGAAUGCGCAAAGAAGGAAAAAGAAAGCUCAAAGAGUGCCUCUCGGCCAGCUUCGAUUAUCAUGGAAGAGCCAGUCACGGUCAUGAUUCCAGAAGAGCCAGUGAUGUCUCAGCCAGACUCACCUGACGAUUCUUUCCAACCAGAUAUUUCCCUAAAUGCAAGAAGCAGUGCUGAGAGUUCAAAACUCCAGCCCGAGGCGAAUGACGCCAUUAACACCAGGCCAGUUGACUGGGAACGUCAAGAAAAAGACAACGGAGUUCCUUACUACGUUAAUCACAUGACAAAGAAGACAGUAUGGACUCACCCAGUCCUGACCGAGUUCAUCAACGGUCUACAAACUCUCAACAAAAUGCGCUUCUCCGCUUAUCGAACCGCCAUCAAGCUCCGUAAAAUCCAGAAGAAGCUCACUUUGGACUACUUCAACAUUGACAAUAUGCAGAAGGCAUUCAGAACUGUUUCUCCUGAUCCGAAUGCAACGAUCGAGGUGAUCGUUUUGGCUGAGAUUCUUUAUGAUCUGUACGAAAAUUCUAAGCAGCGCGCUCAACAGGCCGACUUGACUCUCAAUUGGCUACUCUCCGUUUUCAACCCUAAGCGAGAAGGAACCAUUCCAGUUCUCUGUGUCAAGGUUGGCCUCGUUGCUUUGUGCGGCGCGCAGCUGGAGCAGAAGUACAGAUAUCUUUUCACCGCUGCCAGUGGUGCGAAGAAAACGAUGAACAAGGAAGGCCUCAAAGCUCUUGUCUACGCGCUGGUGCAAAUUCCAUACCAUCUCAAGGAACACGUCGCCUUUGUCGGAGGCGAACUCAACGUGGAUCCGACUGUCGAAAGCUGCUUCCAAUACAGAGGAAAUCCCAAGAGUCCAACCCUUCACAUGGACGACUUCAUGAAAUGGUGCUCACUUGAACCUCAAUCAAUGGUCUGGGUUCCAGUCCUCCACCGACUGAUUUCAGCCGAGAAAGUCACUCAUAAUGUCAAAUGCCAAUGCUGUAGCAAUAAGGACUUCACUGGCUUUAGAUACAAAUCCCUCAAGCGAUUCCGACAUGAUCUCUGUCAAGAAUGCUUUUUGUAUGGCAAGGCAAAUGAGAAGAAACUCGUUCAUUAUCCCUUGGUCGAGUAUUAUAACGCGACUGGAACAAGCGAAAACAUCAGGGACUUUAUGCGAACUGCUAAAAACAAGCUCUCGCGCAAGAAAAAGACCAAGCGCCCACCACUAGGCUAUCUUCCGAUUAAUCCUCAACGAAGCGCAAGCUUUGACAACUCAAGAAACUCAAAUAACUCAACCCUCAAUGCUUCUGGAAUAGAUGAAUCACUGAAUCUUCCAACGACUCCCGAGAAAAACGGCUUGAAAAUGUCGAAAUCGGAGAAUGACACUAGUUUAUCUUCGAUUAAGGAGAGAUCCGAAACGACAGAUUUGGAAAAGGAAAAGAUCAAAGAGCUGAGCGCCGAGUUGUCGAAACCGACGACGAGGUAG
Molecule: messenger RNA, 2220 nt
Organism: Oikopleura dioica
Lineage: Eukaryota; Metazoa; Chordata; Appendicularia; Copelata; Oikopleuridae
Source: the annotation of a GenBank genome assembly